GUCAUCUUUCGACUCAGCUACGAAUGUCCCUCCUAGUCCUAUCGGCUUCAGACGUCUCUCAAGUAACGGCAAGGUUCUCUCCCGAUGAGCUCGUCGCGGUCAUGGCCGAUGUCUUCUCUCGCCUUUCCACCAAUGAUCCAGGGAUCAUUCAGCCUCAUCGGACGAGCGUCCCCACAGGAAACCACACUUGUCUCUUUAUGCCUUCAAGGGUGGCGUCAUCGGGGACGACCAUGAAGGUCGUUGCGGUGCCGACAGCGACAGCGCCACAGGACGUCAAGGAGCGAGGGCUCCCGGGAAGUACUAUCGUAUUGGACGAGAGGAAUGGUGGUGUCAAGGCAAUAGUCAAUGCUAGAAGCCUAACUGCACUCAGGAACGCUGCUGGCUCCUUGCUAUCUACCCGGCUGCUGCUAGCCUCGGAAGCGGGACCAAGGAGCAUCGUUGCGUUCGGAGCUGGAGCACAAGUGCAAGCUCAUCUGUCGCUUUUCCUGACUGCGUACCCGUCCAUCCGGUUGUGCACCAUCUUCAAUCGCUCUCUUGGAACCAGGGUCGAAAGCCUACUAGGUCUCAUGAAGACGACCUUCCCUGCCGUUCAGGUCGCUGCUGAGACGCCCUCUCAUAACGACAAGGCCAACACGGUGAAUCUGAAAGAGGAGGUAGGCAAGGCGGAUAUCAUCAUCACCGCAACGUCAUCGACGGAGCCACUGUUCCCCUCUGAGUACGUGCGUUCUGGAACGCACCUGUGCCUCAUCGGGUCGUACAAGCCGGAGAUGCAUGAGAUCGACACCGCGCUUGUCAAGCGCGCAGGCAUGAUCGUUGUAGAUCAAAAAGCGGCCUGCCUUCAAGAGGCCGGAGAGCUCAUCACCGCCGGCUUCUCCGAGACAGACCUCGUAGAAUUGGGCCAGUUAUACGACUUCUCCACCGAACGGAUGUCCUGGACCCCCAGAACGAAAUCCAUCCAGGACAUCCAUGACAGGGGCGACGUUACGAUAUUCAAGUCUGUAGGUGUGGGCGUGCAGGAUGUGGUGAUUGCCUGCGCAGUCGUGCAGCGUGCCACAGAAGAGGGUAUCGGGAGAGUCAUCGCGGAUUACGACGUGUAGGUAUCUCCGGAGCGCUUGACUCCUAUGAUUUGACAGUCGUGCGCGAUGUUGGAUUAAGGUCAAUAAGGAUCCUAGUUCUAUGUACGAUCCUAGAGGCAAUGAAAUUUUCUGUACUCGA
Molecule: messenger RNA, 1215 nt
Organism: Dichomitus squalens LYAD-421 SS1
Lineage: Eukaryota; Fungi; Basidiomycota; Agaricomycetes; Polyporales; Polyporaceae
Product: NAD(P)-binding protein
Exons: 5
Coding region: 24-1097 (357 amino acids)
Cellular component (GO): cytoplasm
Source: RefSeq, a predicted model, not a curated record